Molecule: messenger RNA, 3159 nt
Organism: Salvelinus fontinalis (brook trout)
Lineage: Eukaryota; Metazoa; Chordata; Actinopteri; Salmoniformes; Salmonidae
Product: nuclear receptor coactivator 7-like
Exons: 6
Coding region: 693-1403 (236 amino acids)
Biological process (GO): response to oxidative stress; regulation of transcription by RNA polymerase II
Cellular component (GO): nucleus
Source: RefSeq, a predicted model, not a curated record
GGUGAGUUCUGAUUGAAGGAUCUCUAUCUCUCAAGGAUCUCUAUCUCUAAUACAAUGAGAGCAGUUUAUCAUUAUAAAGAAUGGAUUAGAAAAAUGAAUCAAGAAUGAAAUAAUAGAUUUUAAGGAAGUUUGAAACUUUUUUUAUUUGACAUUUAUUUAUCCAGGUUAGGUUUUUUGUGAUGAAAUAUCUAUGAACUAUUGUCGCUGCAAGGCACAGAUUUGUUAGCCUGGGUACCAGUCUUCUUCUCCUAACAUUCCACUUCUUGCCACUUCUCAUAAUGCUAAACAUGUUUGGCAUAUGGCAUGGAGUACAAGGAGUGGAAGGUUAGCAGACACAGACUAGAACCCAGGCUACAUAUUUGUUUGCCCACUGCUGUUAGUGCAAUCAUGACAUACUUUGCUAGCUCAAACCUGGUGGACAUCCCAUAUUUGGGCAUACUACCCAUAAUUCAGUUAACUGAAAAUGACAUCCUGUUUUUCGAGAAAUGAAUCUGAACCACAAAACGGAGGUGGCCAAUGACAUUACCAUAAGCAGGGCUGCUAUCAGCCAAUGAUAUUUAGGGGGAUGAAACUUGAAUGAUGUAAGAGAGAGCAUUUGAUAGUUGGGUACAGGUUAUCAGUUCACACUCUUGCCUGUGCCUGUGGUACAUACAGUAUCAUAUACUAAGGCUAAUGUUCCAUUAUUAGUAUACAUGAGUUGUGUUAGACUAAGAGGAAUAUUAGUAGACAUGAGACCAAUGCAGGAGAACAUCAAGGUGCUUUACUUUGCAAACAAAUGUCUGGAGCCAUAUGUAGAGAUCAUCACAGGGAAGGAUGCAGUGAAGUGUCGACGGAGCGUGUGCAGCUCAGAGGAGGGUAACCGCUCUGAGGACGAGGAGCCUGAGGACUUACUUCCUGUUCUCCGAAACCACAGCCAGCUCCUCAAUGACCACCACAUCGAGAGUCUAGCCAAUCACAUGCCAGCAAGGACACAGGGGUAUCCAUGGAAUCUGGUCUACAGCACAGCCAUUCAUGGCACCAGCCUGAAGACUCUGUACAGGCAAAUGGCCCACAUCGACAGUCCUGUGCUUCUGGUCAUCAAAGACAUGGACAAAAAGGUGUUUGGUGCCUUCUCCUCCCAUCCCUUCAGAGUGAGUGACUGUUGCUACGGAACAGGAGAGACUUUUGUCUACAGCCUCGACCCUGCAUUCAAGGCCUACAGGUGGAGUGGUGAGAACUCGUACUUCAUUUGGGGCCAUAUGGACUCUCUACAGAUUGGUGGAGGAGGGGGGCUUUUUGGCCUGUGGCUGGAUGCUGAUCUGUACCACGGUGCCAGCUACUCCUGUCACACCUUCAACAACCAGCCCCUGUCCACCCAGCAAGACUUCACAGUGCAGGACCUGGAGGUCUGGACUGUCCAGUAAACAGAGCGAGACACUGAGAGACUCAGAAGCGGAAAAGAGAGAGAAAAAAGCCAGAGCCAUUUCUAUCUAUGGUUUACAAAUGGCUUUACUUGUGUUCAGUGAGGUUUAGCUUGUGUUCAAGCUGUUAGAGUACAGUAAGCUUGGACGGACAAAGCCAUCGAUCACGUGACACCAGUCAUUGCUAUGUGAAAAGUCAAUAGUGCAUUUGAAGCCAAGGAAGUCCGUUAAGAUGGCGUCUCAUGUGGGAGAUUUACGUAGGCAUAACAUGCUUAGUUUGAGCUACUCCAGAAUGUGACACUGCAGGUUAGCUCAGUGCUGCCCCCUCUCAUUGAAUAUUUCACGUUGAAGGCAGAUUGGGGUAAUGCACACUGCCAUUAGCUACGAAAUUAUGAAAAUGACUUAUUCUGUGUGCGAUUUUAAAAUAAUCGGUUCAAGCACAUACAUAUGGUAUAAUAGAAUCAAUUAUUAGUACCAUUAUUGUUUUGUUUGUUAUUAUUUUAUUUACACAAAGAUUGACCAUGAAGAUCGCCAUCUUCCCAUUCACUAUAAUGGUGAUCCUGUGUUCUGCAAAUAAUGCCUGCAGUACUGUGGUUGGCCUUGAAUGAGAAGGGGCAAUCAUUCUCCUCUGGGUUUGUCCUGUGUAAAACCUGGUCGAGUGACUUUUAGGCUGGUUUUACCUGUGUUUUACUAGCGCGUAACCUAUUAUACCAGCAUUAACUUGGGUUGUAUCUGUGUUUUGCCUGGUUAACUGAAGACUGUAUGGUGAAAGAUAGACAGGCUGUUUUACAGGGUCCUACUGUUUGCUGCUCAAUACCUGCUACUGAACAAGCUCUGUCCAAUACCAACAUUACAACUGGUUCUAGACAUCUACAUUUUAAACCCUCAAUCAAUCAUUUGUUAUGAACAGCAUUUACAACCAAAGCCCAUUUUAGAGUAAGAUCCUAUUCUCAUUACAAUUCCAUUAUAGCUUUAAACUUUAUAGAGGCUAAGAUGAAAACACUGCUGUACUACCCAACUAAUUUAGACUACUAUUUUGUAUUUAUUUAUUUGUCUUGGUUACAAGGGUACAACAUCAGAUGCCCCCUAGGGAUUCCUCACACACACAACACUCAGGUCCAGAAACAGCCACGGCAGAGUACUGUCUCUUAGAACUGCUAAAAGCACAUGUGGAACUAAAACCUUUAGAAAUACCUGGAAGUCCAUUCACUUGUGGCCUCUAAUGGUUUGUACUAAAGGUAUGGGUUUAAAUCCCAUGUUAAAUGUUUUCUUACAUUUCUAAAAGAGAAUAAUGAAAAAAAAUGUAAAGAACGAAACAGGAUAUAAGAUGUACCAAUUAUUUUAAUUUGGCAUGUUCUUCACAUUACGUUGAUGUUUUUUAUAUUUGCUAUAUAAAAAAAAGUAUAUAUUUUUUUUAUUUUACCUUUAUUUAACUAGGCAAGUCAGUUAAGAACAAAUUCUUAUUUUCAAUGACGGCCUAGGAACAGUGGGUUAACUGCCUUGUUCAGGGGCAGAACGACAGAUUUUUACCAUGUCAGCUCGGGGAUUCGAUCUUGCAACCUUUCGGUUACAAGUCCAACGCUCUAACCACUAUUUAAAGAAAUGUUAUCGAUGGAAGUAUUUUGUUCUGUUUGCUUUGUUCUGUUCUAUUUGUAUGUGUUGAGUUUGUAAGUAUGUAUGUUUUUUUUGUAUGUGUGCUGUACAGUGCUGGCACUGUUAAUGGCUUCUUAUUAAAAUUCUGCAUUUCCAGGUGACAAAA